AUGAGGCUGAGGUUUUUGACAAGAUCGAGCUAUGGAAGUGACAAACCAGUCAAGGAUCCUUUAUCGAAUGCUUUUAAAGGCAGAUCUAGCUUCUCCACCAACCAGCUGAAUCAGCGUACUAUCGAAAUACCCAGGCCAGGAUCCCUGCUAUCCCAAGGAACAGAUGUCCCAUUUAGAGUCUUCCUACGUCAACUACAUCACCAAGUUGCCCAAAGACGGUCACUUUCUCAACCACUUCAUGGAAACCACUGCAAGUACAUUACUCCAUUGACUAAGAGAAGCAUCACCAAGAACGGUUUCAACAUAUUCUUGCUGACCUCAUCACCCCGCUUCUACUCCCAAAAAUCAUUCUCCAAGGAAGAGAUCGAAGAGGCCAAACGAUGGCUCGAUAAUCCGCAAAUCAAUAGGGCAGUUUUCGAAAUCACAUACAGCAGAAGCUCCGGGCCUGGAGGGCAGAAAGUCAACAAAACCUCCUCAAAAGCUACUGUGGCUUUGGAGCCGUGGAAGUGGUUGAACCCUCAGUUCUGUUUCUGGAUCCCAAAACCGAUAUUGGCUCAGAUCGAAGAAAAGAGGAUCCGCUACCACACAAAGCUGGGUGGCUUACUCAUACAAAGCGACCGCAGUCGAAACAGGGAGGAUAAUACCGCAGACUGUUUCAAGAAGCUUGGGGACGAAAUAAGGAGAGUUGUGGAGUUUGAAGGUAAGGUCAGUGAAGAGGAUAAAGCCAAGUGGGAAGAAUUGGCCAAGGUGAGCAAGGAGCGGAGAAUGGAGCAGAAGAAGCGCCAGAAGGAAAAGAAGCAGGGAAGGAGUAAGAAGUUUGAUCUUGGAUAA
This is a messenger RNA of Candidozyma duobushaemuli, 831 nucleotides long. RefSeq lists its product as uncharacterized. The transcript has a single exon. Gene Ontology annotation, cellular component: mitochondrial large ribosomal subunit. The record is from RefSeq and is a predicted model, not a curated record. Lineage: Eukaryota; Fungi; Ascomycota; Pichiomycetes; Serinales; Metschnikowiaceae. Gene Ontology annotation, molecular function: translation release factor activity. Bases 1 to 831 code for a protein of 276 amino acids. Gene Ontology annotation, biological process: mitochondrial translational termination.